This is a messenger RNA of Sorghum bicolor (sorghum), 976 nucleotides long. RefSeq lists its product as uncharacterized. The coding region runs from base 189 to 953 and encodes 254 amino acids. Lineage: Eukaryota; Viridiplantae; Streptophyta; Magnoliopsida; Poales; Poaceae. The record is from RefSeq and is a predicted model, not a curated record. The transcript has a single exon.
GCAAGUCGUAUCUUUGACAUUUUCGUUGCGGCCAGGGAAGCAAGUUUACAAGGCUCUAUUAUUGUCUUCUCCUUCCAUCGUCGACGCUGUGCCAUUGCAAAGCUCUAUUAUUGUUUACAAAUUCAGAACUGCAGUAUACGAGUGGCAGGCGUAGAGAUCAAACAAAAUCAAAGAAAAGCUAGCCAAUCAUGAGGAUGCCCGAGUUCGAGGAGCUUCCAGCGGAGAUCACCCGCGACGCGCACCCGGCGCACGCGCUGAAGCUGGUGACAACCACGGACGGCGCGCCGCCGUUCCGGUGCGACGGGUGCAAGGAGCCCGGCAACGGCCAGGGGCGGCGGUACAGGUGCGGCGAACACGGCUGCGACUUCGACCUCCACGUGGCCUGCGCACUGGCGGCGCCCACCCUGAAGCACCCCCUCUUCAUCGGCGACGGCGGCCUCGAGCUCGAGUUCGAGCUCCUCCCGGAGGCGCCGCCGCCCGUCGACAAGACGUUCUGCAACGCGUGCGGGUUCCGGGCGCCCGGCCUCGUCUACCACUGCUUCGACAGGGACCUCGACCUCCACCCGACCUGCGCCGCGCUCAAGAUGGAGAUGAGCGCCUUCCUGGGCGGCCACCUGCAGGCGCAGCUCUGCUGGGAGGCUGCCGCCGUCGACGCCGACCACCGCUGCAUCGUCUGCGACGGCGCCGGCGGCAAGAAGAAGUUCUGGGCGUACCGAUGGGGCUUCGGCGGCACGCACGCGUACCUGCACGUGGCGUGCAUGAAGAGGAUCGCGUUCCAGAGCUGGGAGCAGGCCUACAGGGCCAGCGUCGGCGGCGGCCUCGUGGAGGCGAGCGUGCCGACGAUGGCGGCCGUGAUGCAGAAGAAGCGCACCGACGAGUAUACCGGCGGCGUUAAGAUUAUCGACACGGGUAUCCGUGGCCAAUACUUUUUCAGUUCAACGUGGGGUACUUAAAUUGUUAUUAAUACUCUAGUUUA